UAAAAUAUUAUCUAAGCGAUAAUAUUGAAUAUCGGUGUUUUAGUAUUAUCGCAGUCACACACUUCAGUUGUAACGUGGAAAUCUAUGAGUACGCGCAUUUCUUUUGUCAAUAACUAACAUAAUAUUGAAAGUGUGCGAAAAUAGGACAUUAAGGAUUUAUCUGGAAAGUUUGGAAUAUUGUCUUUACUAUAAAUACCUGAUUUUAUUCUGAUAAAAGUGAGUGUUAGUUAUAGUAAAACGUAUGAAUGUUGAUAAUUAUGAAGUAACCCUGCCUUAUCAUUAGCGUGUCCAAUGUAUAACACUACAAUCUUGAUAUUGAUCGCUAAUAGUUAUUCAGCUUCAGUGUGGAUUCUCCCAUGUAUCAUCAGAUUCAGCGAAGUCGCGACGAAAUAGAGAUGGAUUUAAUACAAGUUGGUUCAGAACCAGUUGGUGUGCGGUGUCCAUAUUGCCAGGAAGAUGUGAUGAGCAGGGUUGAGUAUAAAGUCACUAUGUGCACGCACGUGAUCGCUUUGAUCUUGGGCAUUUUGUUGUGGUGGAUGGGAGGCUGCCUGAUACCAUAUUUUUUGAAGCGUUGGAAGGACGUAGAACAUUAUUGUUCAAACUGUGGAAAAUUCUUGGGUGUUCAUUGGCGAUGCGCGAAAAGGAGAAAGCAUAUUUUCCGAGUGUGACCUAUUUCGUUUCAUCAAAUUCUUAUGGUUCUUUUUAUUUAUUUGAAGGAUACUAUUAUGUUUAUUUUAAUUUCUGUUAAAUUUAAGGAAGCAUGUAACGUAGUGCAAGACAAAAAAAUCGUAGGUAACUUUAAUCUGAAAUUAUUAGGUUUAUUAGUCGUAAGUCAUUUUAAGUAAAUAUAAAUGCUAUUAUCAAAUUAAAUCUGU
Diatraea saccharalis (sugarcane borer) is the source of this 875-nucleotide messenger RNA. Lineage: Eukaryota; Metazoa; Arthropoda; Insecta; Lepidoptera; Crambidae. The record is from the annotation of a GenBank genome assembly.